This is a messenger RNA of Gossypium arboreum, 446 nucleotides long. RefSeq lists its product as uncharacterized. Bases 111 to 440 code for a protein of 109 amino acids. Gene Ontology annotation, cellular component: U2-type catalytic step 1 spliceosome. Gene Ontology annotation, biological process: mRNA splicing, via spliceosome. The record is from RefSeq and is a predicted model, not a curated record. Lineage: Eukaryota; Viridiplantae; Streptophyta; Magnoliopsida; Malvales; Malvaceae. The transcript has a single exon.
AUUUUGAAUUUAAAUAUAUUUUGGAUUUAAAUUUAAAAAAUAACAAAUAAUACUCGCCGGACCUCGAUCUGUCGAAGCUUCCGAGGGCUCAGCAGCCGAAGAAUCAAUAGAUGAAGGUUCGGUCGAUGCUUCCGAUGAGCAUACGUUGUAAUACAUGCGGAAAUUAUAUAUGUGAAGGCACUAAGUUCAAUUUCCGCAAAGAAGAUGUUAUCGGCGAGACAUAUAAGGGAAUCCGAAUGCAUAGGUUUUAUUUCAAAUGCACCAAGUGCCCUGCUGAGAUGACGAUAAAGACUGAUCCGCAAGAUAAAAAUUAUGUUGCUGAAUUGGGUGCAAGAAUAAAUUUUGAACCUUGGCGUGCUGAAGAUGAGGAAGUGGAGAAAGAGAAACAGAAAAGGAAAUCUCAAGGAAUGGGUGAUGCGAUGAAAUCUUUGGAGAACUGAACGUUG